This is a messenger RNA of Chara braunii, 719 nucleotides long. NCBI's taxonomy places the organism in Eukaryota, Viridiplantae, Streptophyta, Charophyceae, Charales, Characeae. The record is from the annotation of a GenBank genome assembly.
AUGGGCAAUCAGGAGGAGGCAGGGGAGGUCUGUCACCACCUCCUCUUUGAGGACCGGCCAGUAUGGGAGAAUCGCCGCUCGAUCACCAACGUCCAGGUCCGUACACAGCGCUGCUGCAAUGCCAUGAUAUGGGACUGGCAGGCGAGACAAGUGUGCAGCCAUGGCCUUUGACUGCAAUGAUGGAGAAGGACGUCGGAGCAUGUGGUGGUGAUAGCCCCGAAGGAGCGUGCGGGUUUGCAGACACUGACGUGGGGGAUGCGUGGACGGGCGGUGCGGUCGAUAUUGCUGGCACCCAAUGUGGGACACGUGGAAGCAUGGGUUCGCAGAGCGACUUCCAUGCACAGCCCGACAACAUGUCCAACAAGGAUGGUGGACAGAGGGCUGGUCGUCCUGAUGCUGUGGGGAAGGGAAAUACACGUGCUCCUGACUGGAAUCUUGACGAGAGCUUGGGGCUGCUUUGGUUCCUUUUCGGGGAAGACACUCUGCGGCAGAGCAGAAGAGAGAGAGAGAAAAUUCGUGGGAAGAAGGAGAAGUACAAGUGGAUCAUUUCGAAUCUCAUCGCGAAAGGCUUCGAAAAGCUAACCAUUUUGGAUUGCGGACACAAAACCUCAUUGACUGCGGAAGAGGAUCCGCGACAGUCACUUUCAUUUGAGAUCUGGUGAAAAGAUAUACUGGCACAUGGAUCGGGAAGGAGGAGGGGUUGCCAGUGCAAUUCGAUC